Ustilago hordei is the source of this 1050-nucleotide messenger RNA. RefSeq lists its product as uncharacterized. The record is from RefSeq and is a predicted model, not a curated record. The transcript has a single exon. NCBI's taxonomy places the organism in Eukaryota, Fungi, Basidiomycota, Ustilaginomycetes, Ustilaginales, Ustilaginaceae. The coding region runs from base 1 to 1050 and encodes 349 amino acids. Gene Ontology annotation, biological process: mRNA 3'-splice site recognition; generation of catalytic spliceosome for second transesterification step. Gene Ontology annotation, cellular component: post-spliceosomal complex; catalytic step 2 spliceosome; Prp19 complex.
AUGGCGCGCAACCAAGAAAAAGCACAAUCAAUGCUCUACAGAUUUCGCGAAGCUCAAGCCACCUCUCUCGGUCUUUCCCCCAAACCCAACGUACGUCGUCCACGUCUUGCAUCCACUGUAACCUCUCUCAAAGAAGCCGAAAAGUGGCGUGGCGAAGUAAUCCGCGAGAUCUCGCGCAAAGUUAGUAAAAUCCAGGACUUUGGACUCACAGAUUACGAAGUUCGCGAUCUCAACGAUGAAAUCAACAAACUUUUACGGGAGAAAGGACACUGGGAGAAUCAAAUUUUAGCUUUGGGUGGUGCAAAUUAUAAGAGAGGCGUACCGAGUAUCUUAGGGGAUGAAGGGAAGGUGGGUGGAAAGGGAGGAUAUAAGUAUUUUGGUCGGGCGAAGGAUUUACCUGGUGUCAAGGAACUUUUUGAGAGGAGGGGGACGGAGGGGGAGGAAGGGGGAAGGAGGGAAGAUAGAUGGGAGAGGUUUAGGAAUUUGCCGCGUAGUUACUAUGGGGAUGAGGAUGAAGAUGACGGUGUGUUGUUGGAGGAGGAGAGAAAGGAAGAGGAAAGGGAGUGGAGGGAGAGGUAUUUGGCCCUGAUGAUGGGGGUUAAGCGCGAUUUGAGGCGAAGGGAUGCAGGUGUGGGAGAGGAAGAGAUGGAUAUAAGCGAUAAUGAAGAAGAGGGAUCAAACGGAGGGAUCCAAGUUCCGACAAUACCCAGACGCUCACCAAAACCGUGGAAGGAAAGUAUGCAAGCCCUUGCUCAAUCCUACGACUCACAAUACGCACAACCGGAAGAUGCAUCAUCAACGCUAGAAAGCGGAAAACGCCCACAAGAGGAGGAAGUGGAAGAAGAGGGAGGAGGAAAACGUCAAAAAGGUCCCUCUGGUCAAGUUAUCUCCACAACGCAAGCAGAAGCAGCGACAGUAGCGAUGGUAUACUCAAUCUUCAGCGGAGAAGAUCUCCAAGACCCCACCAUCCCCGAUCGGGAAGCGAUCGAGAAGAUGAUCUUGCAAGCAAAGAAACGUCAGUUGAAACAGGAGUAUGUCGGGUCCAGCUGA